AUCAUACAGAGGGAAAGUUGACCACCCUUCUGUGGACUCUCUACCUCUGCCUUUUUUUUUUAAGCACGCGCGCGCUCGUCCGGCACCGCUCCUCUUUCACUAAACCCGCGUCUCUCCGCGUACCUCGCGCCAGAUGUGUGUCGGAGGCGCGCGCGCAGGCCGAUAGCGUGCGUGCGGACGCAUGCGCGGUCUUGUGCGUGAGCAAACCGGGGAGUCGGGUUCAAAGGAGGAAAUAUGGCGGAAAACAAAGGAGGAGGAGGCGGCGGCGGUGGCGAGGAGGGGGCUGGGGAGGCCGGGCCGGCUGGGGGUGGACCCGAGCCUGUCACCUCCGCGGCGGCAGUCGCUGUCACCUCCGCGGCGGCAGUCGCGUCCCCGUCCCCUCCUGCCCCCGCCGGGCCCGAGGAGAGGGAGAGUCCCGCCGCGGUGGUCCUGGCUGCGGCGCCGGACAAGGGCCCAGGGGAGGCGGAGGCCGCGGCGCCGAUGGUGGUGAGCGUAGGCCCGGCCUCCGGCUCCGUGCCGGCUCCGCUGGGCCCCAGCCCUGCGCCCCCCGCCCUCUCCAGCGCCGCGCUGGGCCCGCUGUCGCUCCUGGACACCUGCGCAGUGUGUGCGCAGAGCCUGCAGAGCCGGGAGGUCGAGCCGAAGCUGCUGCCCUGCCUUCACUCCUUUUGCCGACGCUGCCUACCGGAGCCUGAACGCCAGCUCAACGUGCCCGUGCCCGGCGGCGCCAACGGGGACAUUCAGCAGGUUGGUGUGAUCAGGUGUCCAAUCUGUCGCCAGGAAUGCAGGCAAAUAGAUUUGGUUGAUAACUACUUUGUCAAAGACACAUCUGAAACACCUAGCAGCUCUGAUGAGAAAUCUGAACAGGUGUGCACCAGCUGUGAAGACAACUCUAGUGCUGUUGGUUUUUGUGUGGAAUGUGGAGAAUGGCUGUGCAAAACUUGCAUAGAAGCUCAUCAACGAGUUAAAUUUACAAAGGAUCACAUGAUCAGAAAGAAGGAAGAUGUCUCUUCAGAGGCUGUUGGAGCAUCUGGCCAACGUCCUGUCUUCUGUCCUGUGCACAAACAAGAACAGUUAAAACUUUUCUGUGAAACCUGCGACAGGCUGACAUGCAGGGACUGUCAGUUACUGGAACACAAAGAACAUAGAUACCAGUUUUUGGAAGAAGCGUUUCAGAAUCAAAAGGGUGCUAUUGAGAAUCUGUUAGCCAAACUCCUUGAAAAGAAGAAUUAUGUUAACUUUGCAGCUUCUCAAGUGCAAAAUAGGAUAAAAGAAGUAAAUGAAACUAACAAACGAGUAGAACAGGAAAUUAAAGUGGCUAUUUUUACCCUCAUUAAUGAAAUAAAUAAAAAAGGAAAAUCUCUCUUACAACAGCUUGAGACUGUAACAAAGGAGAGACAGAUGAAGCUAAUACAACAGCAGAAUGAUAUCAGCAGUCUGUCACGGCAGGUGAAACAUGUGAUGAACUUUACUAAUUGGGCUAUUACAAGUGGCAGCAGCACAGCCUUACUCUAUAGCAAGCGACUGAUCACGUUCCAGCUGCGACAUAUUUUAAAAGCACGAUGUGAUCCUGUCCUAGCUGCUAAUGGAGCAAUACGCUUCCAUUGUGAUCCCACAUUCUGGGCAAAGAAUGUAGUCAACUUAGCAACAACUCCUCUUACUCUCUUGGAGGACACUUUCGAGGUUCCUCAAGCUUCAGGGCAGCUUGUUGGGCAGUGUGAGGGGAUGCUUCUGGAAAGGGGGAGGUAUCGGAACCCCCCACUACAUGUGCAGAGCUCACCAUGCGGCCCUUUGGAUUGGGGCUAUACAUUGGGAACUGAAAAAGGUAAUCUUGUUAUUGAAAAUAAGCCAACCCAAGGUUACACUCCUAACGUAGUAGUGGGACAGGUUCCUCCAGGAACAAACCACAUCAGCAAACCUCCACCGCAAAUUAAUCUUGCACAGCUUCGGCUCCAGCAUAUGCAACAGCAGGUGUAUGCACAACAAAAACACCAGCAGUUACAACAGAUGAGGAUGGGGCAGCCUGCAGGGCAGAUCCCUCGCCAGGCAGGCCCACAAAUGCUGCAGCAACAGCCUCCCAGGUUGAUAAGUAUGCAGACCAUGCAGAGGGGUAUGAAUUGCGGUGCUUUCCAAGCCCACCAGAUGAGAAUGGCUCAGAACACUGCUCGUCUCCCAGGGAUGCCACGCCACAACGGGCCCCAGUACCCCAUGAUGCAGCCACACUUACAAAGACAAGUAUAUGCUCAUUCAAACCCAGGACAUGCAGGACCCUUCCCAGUUGUUUCAGUGCAUAAUAGUACUAUCAAUCCAACAAGCCCUACAACAGCCACCAUGGCCAAUGCUAACCGUGGUCCAACAAGCCCAUCUGUAGCAGCAAUAGAGCUCAUUCCCUCAGUAACUAACCCAGAGAAUCUGCCUUCCUUGCCCGAUAUUCCUCCCAUACAGCUGGAAGAUGCUGGUUCCAGUAACUUAGAUAAUUUACUAAGUAGAUAUAUCGCAGGCAGCCAUCUACCCCCUCAGCCUAUAAGCAGCAUGAAUCCCUCCCCUGGGCCCUCAGCCCUAUCUCCAGGCUCAUCAGGUUUAUCAAAUUCUCACACCCCUGUGAGGCCACCUAGUACCUCCAGCACAGGCAGUAGAGGCAGCUGUGGCUCAUCAGGCCGAACAGUUGAAAAGAACAAUAUUAGUUUCAAAUCUGAUCAUGUGAAAGUUAAGCAGGAGCCAGGUACAGAAGAAGAGGUAUGCAGUUACUCAGGACCAUUGAAGCAGGAAAAAACAGAGGAUGGAAGAAGGAGUGCUUGCAUGCUUAGCAGUCCUGAGAGCAGCUUGACACCACCACUUUCCACAAACUUGCAUCUAGAAAGUGAAUUAGAAGCACUGGGAAGUAUAGAAAACCAUGUUAAAACUGAACCAGCAGACUUGAGUGAAAGCUGCAAGCAGUCUGGACACAGUCUUGUAAAUGGCAAGUCUCCAGUGCGUAGCCUCAUGCACCGAUCAGCUAGAUCUGGAGGAGAAGGCAAUAACAAAGAUGAUGAUCCUAAUGAAGACUGGUGUGCUGUGUGCCAAAAUGGAGGAGACCUGUUAUGUUGUGAAAAGUGCCCGAAGGUUUUCCACCUCACAUGUCAUGUACCCACUCUCCUCAGCUUCCCAAGUGGAGACUGGAUAUGUACAUUUUGCCGUGAUCUUAGCAAACCUGAAGUAGAAUAUGACUGUGACAAUUUGCAGCAUAGUAAGAAGGGGAAAACGGCACAAGGUUUGAGUCCUGUGGACCAAAGGAAAUGUGAGCGCCUCCUGCUUUACCUGUAUUGCCAUGAACUGAGCAUUGAAUUCCAGGAGCCAGUCCCAGCCUCGAUACCAAAUUACUAUAAAAUAAUAAAGAAACCAAUGGAUUUAUCUACAGUAAAGAAGAAACUGCAGAAGAAACAUUCCCAGCACUACCAGACGCCUGAAGAUUUUGUGGCAGAUGUUCGGCUGAUCUUCAAGAACUGUGAAAGGUUUAAUGAAAUGAUGAAAGUUGUUCAAGUUUAUGCAGAAACACAAGAGAUUAAUUUGAAGGCUGAUUCAGAAGUAGCACAGGCAGGGAAGGCAGUUGCAUUAUACUUUGAAGAUAAACUUACAGAGAUCUACCCAGACAGGACCUUCCAACCUUUACCUGAAUUUGAGCAAGAAGAGGAUGAUGCUGAAGUAACAGAUGACUCCGAUGAAGAUUUUAUACAGCCACGUAGAAAACGCCUAAAAUCAGAUGAGAGACCAGUGCAUAUAAAGUAACCUGUUUAAAACGGACCUAAACUGUUGUAAAAAGAAAAACAUAUUUAAGUGUUCCUGGAAUAUUAUCAUGCCUUCAGUGGCCAUCUUUUUGAAGCUGAUAGUGUUCAGACAGUAUUAGCAUACAAAAAGCAUUUGUACAGAAACAUACUUGUCAAAAAGGGGGAAAACUUUCAACUUCUGUUCUUGGUUUUGUGUUUGGUUUUUUUUUUAAGUGUUUGAAUUUUCAUUUGGAUUUUUACUGAGAAUACUCCCUCACUUCUCAGAUAGAGGUGUGGGAUGAAUGUUGAUAAACAAGUUUUAUAUGAUGACAUUUGUACAAACAGUGAACUCUUGUCACUACUUAGUAACUAUUUCUGAAAGACUGGACCAAGACCGUCAUGUUUUGUUUUUGUACUGGGCUGCAGUUUAAACUGCAAGAAACCUUCCUGAAGAUCCUGUUCAUGCAACCCUAGGUGUGAAUUGGAUUGUUUUUAUUCAUCGUCUCAUCUAAGUGGUAUUGAGAGUAUCAUAUUUUGUGUUGGGUCAGAUAGCUAGGUUCUGCUUUCUUUAACUGACUUGUAUAGAAGUAUCGUAACUUGAUCAUUAAAUCAUUUUGAAUUGGAGAAUGCAGGAGUGCGAGUGCUUCAUAUGUGCUUCAUUAAGUGUGGUUGCAAUUAAUGCUUUUCAGUAGGGUACAUGGUGUCACUUGGAAGUCCUAUGCACAGAACAUUUAAGUGAGUAUCCUCUUGGAGUUUAUUGAUCCUAUUUUUCUUCCCUUAAAAGGCAGGAUGUUGGCUGCAAUACUGGUUAUAUUGCUCUUAAUAAAUUCAGAUUUAGACUAUGAAGUUCAUGACUGUCCAGUCUUCCCUAAUAACAGUUUCUGAUAGACCACUAUCAGCAAACAGUAGCUCUGUCAACUAUCAAAUGUGCAAAAUUUCCUGUAUUCAUUCUGUCUUAUUUGUAAAUAGUGGUACUGUAAAUUCUUUCAGACAGCAACAUUUGCUGGUCUGUUUUUAAGCUACUAUGUAUUCUUACUAAUGUUCCUAAUCAAGAACAGAUUUAUAUGUUGUCUAUUUCUAAAACUGAGUUCAUUAUUAAUUUGUUAGAGCUACUCAGAUGCUUUUCUUCAGAAGCAGCUUAAAUGAAAUGUCUAAGAAGAAGAAUGAGCUUGUUGACAGAGUUACUUGUCCAUUCUUAAAACAGCAAACUUGCAUGGACCAGUGUAUUAGACAAGUGACUUCCAGGUAGAUGAUGAAAUGGGCCAUCCCCAGUUGCGAUAAUCUGCAUGUAAGCAAGCUCUUCACUCCUGCCUCAAUAGCAACAUUGAGAGCAGAAAUAUAUGUGUUAUUGUAAUCCAAUGUUAAAACAGGUAAAAUUCCCUAUCUGAUCUGUAUUGAACAGCACCAGGGAACGUGAUUUCAAGCCCUUGUACAGCACAUUUUAUUCUUAUGCCAGUUUCAAAAAUGCAGAAGAUACAGAGGUGACCAAAAUGUAAAUUUUGCUGUGACAUUUAGUUAAUUCAUCAUGGCAAAUGAUUCACAGAGAAUAUAAAGAAAUGUAAUACAGUAGGGAUGAAUAGCUGCUAUUGCACAAUGUGUUGUCUCAAUAAUGCAGAGAGUUUUAAUAAAAAUGUGUGUAUUCAUUUUCUGUGUGCAGACAGGAUGCAACCAAACCUGUGAUUUAGAAAAGUAGUUAAAGGUAUUUUAUGGCUUUGAUUCAUAGUUUUGGAUUAUCUUUAACAUUAUUCAACGUACAAGCAUCCAACAGAAUUUAAAGAUUUACAAGGUGUUUUCCAAAGGUUUUUGACUAGCAAAUGAAAUAAUUCUAAAUUGUCUGUAUUUGAAUAUAGUGAUCAUUGCCCUAUUUAAAUGACCUGGUCAAACAUUCCUUUUCCUGAUGGAAAGUCAACAAUAACAGUAGAGGCAAGUCUCAGUAUCAUGCCUAUCUUUUCCAUGCACAGAAGGCAGUGUUGAAACUACGACGUGUUAAGGUUUUUCAAUACAUGGGGUCACCUGACAUACACACCACUAAUUUUAAAAAAUCUGGGGAUAGGCUCAUGGACCAAGGAAGUUCUCAAGUGGACAUAAUCAGCACAACCUGAUUUGAAUGUUACCAUCUGUGUUCAGUUGACGGGAUGAUGUGCGUGAACUGAUGGCUUGUUCUACUUAUUAAUGUGUUGACUUUAAAGAUCCCAUAAUUUUAGUAUGUCCACUUAUAACUGACAUUUUGAGAAAGUUCACAGCAUGUCAGUAAGGAAGAGUAGUAUUGAAAUUUGUAAUGGAAUAUGCACCAUGAAUUUUAAAUUUUAUGAGUUUUCUAGUAUCCUUGGCAUCUUUUUUUGUACUUUUAAGAACAUUGUACAGCCUAGCUUUCUAUAUUACCUGAAAGCUGCAACUUUGUCAACAUAGUUUAUCAUCUGAUUACAUUAAUUUAUAUUAUGGGUUAGACUGAUUACAAGCUUCCAUGCUGAAGUAGAAGAUCUGCUCUUUAGAGGAAUGUAACUAAACCAUGUACAGGAUUUGUUUUGCAAGUGGCAUUUGGCCAUGGUUUGACAUUUUUGCAGCCUUGCAACUUUGCAAAGUUCAAUGCAAAUAGAGAGAACUGUAGUAUUCUUUAAUUGUAAGGAUUUUAUUAUUAUUUACAAAAGAAUGAAUAAAUAGUUUUUCAUACAAGUUGGUUUUUGGUUGCUUUUUCUAUAUGAUUAUCUAUUUGGAAUGUAGUAGAUCAGAAAAUUCUACAUACAUUCUACAAAUUGCCAGGUUCUGUUCCUGAAAGAUGUAGGAAUUUAGACCACUGUUCUUCAACCUUGGGUCUCCGAAUGUUGUUGGACUACGAUUUCUAUCAUCCCUGACCAUUGGCCAAGCUGGCUGGGGCUGAUGAGAGUUGUAGCCCAACAUCAUCUGGGGAUCCAAGGCUGAAGAACACUGAACUAGACAGAUACGCUCAUGGGCCCUUUUUAGAUUUUAUACAUUUUUCCAGUGUUGACAAGAUUUAUUCAGCCAAAGUAAUUGUUCUGCUACCUUGUAUGUUUCAUGUGUAUUUCAUGGAUGUUUGUGCAAUAAUUGAGCUAUACUUAGAUUGAGAACACCUCUUUAUAUUAGAGAUCAGAUUUGAAGUUGAUAGUGGAACUUGCAUGUGAUAUGGAUUUACCUGUGCUGCAUAAUUACAAUAUAACUUAAGUAUGUUAUGGUCCCAAGAUAAUCUUGUCACUUAAUUUGACUUUUUGCUGUGAUUUUAAGUGUUGUAAAAAAAUAAUCAAAUAUCCCCUGUUGAUUGUAUAUGUUCCAAAAGUUUAUGUUAAUCCAAAGAAGAAAAAGGCAGUUUGCUUUGAAACAGGAAGGACGACAAGUAUACAGCGUGCUGACUGUGGACUUCUCAAUUACCUCAGCAGGGCCCCUGCCAUGUAAUUACUAGUGAUUAGUGUUAGUUUAACCAGCUAAGUAUGUUCAGGUCUUACUUAACUGUGCCCUGGAAUUAAGUGUCCUACCAUAUACUAUUAAGGCUGAAUUACUAUCCAAAAAAGGGUGUUCCCCCCCUAGCUUUUAAAAGUAGAAAUGCUGUUAAAUGUAGAUAGCCUUUUUAAUGUGAAAAGAUUCCCAUUAAAUACUAUUUGAUGUGGCAUUGACUGUCGGCAUACUGAGCACUGGAUAGAUAAGUGGAAUGUUUUAUAAACAUUUCUGAAAGCCACUGCAACCAACCAAUAUUUUUUAACAGAUCUCCCCAAUUUGCCAUUCUGUUGUAUAACUUAGUUUUAUUAGCCAGCCCUAUUUAAGUGUAGGUAAUGGCAACAGUAUGUUGAAGUUGAGUAUGUAAUGUUCUGGAUGUAGGCUUCUUUUUUCCUUUUUCCUCCUUUUCCUAGGAAAAAGCAAUAAAACUGCUUUGUCUGUUGCCUGUUUAGCAUGGCAGGAAUCCUUUUCCUUUGGGUAGUGGUUUUAUGGAAGAGUUUGUAUGUGUAUCACCCAAGUCUAGCUUUUAAGAAAUAAAGUGUGCAGUUGAUAGUGUGGCAUUUUAUUUUAAAAAUUGGGGAAAGUUAACAUAUUUUUUUAAAAAGUAGGUGUUUGAGUAAAUAACGGAGGUACUUUUUUAAAAACUUUAUAUGCCACAAUUUACAUAGACAUAUUUCAGACUAAUACAUAAGACUUGUGAUAUCAGAUAUGGCCACCACUUUUCCUUUCCAAAGUUGCAUGUGCAGUAACACUAUCCAUUAUAGCUUUUUGUGGGGAUUUUUGCCUAUUUGUUCCUCUCUUCUUUUAAAAUAUGUCUGAAUCAAAAUAGCUUUGAAAAAUUGCAGUUUUGGUUCUUAAUUUAGUAACUGAUUUACAGUAAACAAAAUUCAGUUUGCCCCUUUCUAUUUGAGUACUUUUAAAACUGGGGAGCUGCUGCUUCCUUUUAACAUUAUUUGUGACUUUGUACAAAGAAAUGCAAACAAUUUUAUAGAUCUCUUGUUUGUUUCAGCAUUCCCCUUAGCGUAAACAUAAAUUUCAAAAUGGGAGAUGAUGCAUGUUUGUUAAAGGCCUACAAAUAUGGGCAUUUCUUCAGUUCAAAAUGCCAUUAAACAUGUAUAUAACAGGUCUAUAAAGAUUUGUGCAAUUGAAAGCCUGUUUUAAUUUUAUAUGUAAACCUACAAGUCAAAGGGUUCAAUUCCCAAUAUUCUUUCUGGUAAUUAAAACUGGUACUUUUUGCACAUAGUUAACUUUACUGAUUCUUCAAAAAAAGUGCUGUUUCUGUGGUAUUGUAUUCUCUGAAUAAUAUUUAAUUUUUUAACAAGUUAACGUUUCUAAUUGUUCAGUUCCUGUGUUAUUUGGCUGGUGUGUAAUAAAGGCAUUUUUUUCCUUUA
This is a messenger RNA of Rhineura floridana, 8578 nucleotides long. RefSeq names its product tripartite motif containing 33 (gene TRIM33). Bases 235 to 3762 code for a protein of 1175 amino acids. The record is from RefSeq and is a predicted model, not a curated record. The transcript has 21 exons. Gene Ontology annotation, molecular function: zinc ion binding; protein binding. NCBI's taxonomy places the organism in Eukaryota, Metazoa, Chordata, Lepidosauria, Squamata, Rhineuridae.